Brugia pahangi is the source of this 2382-nucleotide messenger RNA. Lineage: Eukaryota; Metazoa; Nematoda; Chromadorea; Rhabditida; Onchocercidae. The record is from the annotation of a GenBank genome assembly.
AUGUUAAUUCAUUCAUUCGCUUAUUUACGUCUCAUUCUUGUCAUUUUGCUAACUGAAAAUUCAUCGAUCAUCUUUGGUCGUCAAGUAUUUCUGAAAGGUGAUAUAAUACUGGGAGGUCUCUUCCCUGUACAUGAAGCAGGCUUCAAUGGUUCUGAGUGUGGAGUUCUGAAAGCAGCGCAAGGUGUACAACGACUUCAAGCAAUGCUCUAUACAUUAGAUUUGAUUAAUAAUGAUGAGACAAUUUUACCGGGCAUUUUGCUUGGUGCUCAGAUUCUUGAUACAUGCUCAGUUGAUUCGUAUGCAUUGGAACAAACUUUGGUAUUCAUCAAAACGAUAAUGUCGCAAGCGGAAGAGAUUUAUUGUUCCGAUGGUUCUAAACCCAUUUACCAGCAUCAUCCAGUUGCAGCUGUUAUUGGUGCUGCUAGCAGUCAAGUUUCUGUUAUGGUGGCAUCUAUGCUACAGCUAUUCAAAGUGCCUCAAAUAAGUUAUUCCUCGACAGGCACUGAGCUUAGCGAGAAACCAAGAUUUGCUUAUUUCUCACGUGUGGUACCACCAGACAAUUUUCAAGCCACUGCUAUGGCACACGUAGUCUCGGCACUAGGCUGGACUUACGUGCAUGCGAUUGCUAUAACUGGAGCUUACGGAGAACGAGGGAUCGAUUCUUUUCGUGCUGCAGCUGCAGAACUUGGGAUAUGCAUUGAUGGUGACGUUCAUAAGAUUAAUCGACGGUGGACAGAUAGUCAAUUCAAAGAGCUUUUCUUCAAAAUGAAGUACACAAAGAAAGCACGUGGUGUUGUAAUAUUCGUUGAUGAGGACCAAUUAAGGCGGAUGCUUUCAAGUUUAGAUGAUAUCAGACAUGAAGAUUCAACUUUUGAUAAUUACUUCUGGUGGAUUGCUAGUGAUUCUUGGGGGAUCAAACAGUCUGUUAUAACUGGUUAUGAAGCAAUGACCAGUGGAGCGGUAACAAUCUCACCUGAUCUUAAAGUUGUGCCAGAUUUUGACAGAUAUUUCAAGAAUUUAUGGCCAUCAAAUACAUUUCUUCGUGAAUACUGGGAAUUGAUUAACUGUACGGACGAACACAAUAAUUUCGGAGAAUGUUUUGACAAACAUGGCAUUACCUUUAAGCAAGAAGCUUACGUACCAUUUGUUAUCGAUGCAGUAAACGUUGUCGCUAGAGCACUUCAUCAAUACAUACAGACAACCUGUUCAUCACUGAACUUCCACAACUGCAAUAUUUCUAAAACCGAUUUCGAUGGAGCACGAUUGCAAAGUUAUUAUAGGAACGUUUCAAUUGAACCUGGUGUUCCACCGCAUAUUGACGCAAAUGGUGAUGGGAUUGGCAAUUAUAAUAUUUACCAAUUAAAUGAUAUGGGCUACUAUCAAAAUGUUGGCAAAUGGAUUGCAGGAAAGAAGCUUAAUCUAAAUGUUCGCCGUGUCAGGAAAGGAUUGAAAAGAUGGGAUGGUUCAUUACCGUUAUCAGUAUGCAGCACAGAUUGUCCACGAGGACACUACCGUGCUUAUCAGGAUCAGAAUUGUUGUUGGACUUGCAUACCAUGCGAUGUAUGUUUCCAGUGUCCAUUAGGUUAUGCACCUAAUGACGAUUUGGUUGCAUGCAAACUAAUACCACCAACAACAUUGGAAUAUAAUAGCCCAUGGGUAGUGCUACCAGCCAUAUGUUCUACACUUGGCAUAGUAGCAACACUUUUCGUUUUUGCAGUAUUUAUUCGAUAUAGCAGUACACCUGUUAUAAUGGCAUCUGGUCGUGAAUUGUGCUACUUCAUGUUAGCUGGAAUUUUAUUGUGCUACCUGGCAACUUUCAUCCUUGUAUCUAAGCCAAACGUGGCAAUAUGUGCAGCAUCACGAAUUCUCAUUGGCUUAUCAAUGUCUACCAUUUAUGCUGCAAUUUUAACCAAAACAAAUCUUUUAGCAAGAAUAUUUUUGAUGCAAAGUGUAGGACGUCUUGAUUGCAUUGUACCCAGUGCGCAGAUAGCAAUAUGUUGCGGUAUUGUAUCGAUACAACUGAUCGGUUCUUUAGUAUGGUUGAUUAUUGAUCCACCAGGUACCGCUAUAUUAUUUCCGUCACGAAAAGAAACAGUUUUAACCUGUAAAGCUAGAGCUUCUCAUUUGCUGAUUUCAUUACUGUACAAUAUGCUUCUGAUCAUCGCUUGUACAUUGUAUGCCUUUAAAACACGAAAAAUUCCUGAAAAUUUCAACGAAACACGAUUAAUUGGCUUCACAAUGUACAGUACGAGUAUCUUAUGGCUUUCCUUUGGACCAAUUUACUUUGCAACACAAAAUAAUUUCAAGGUAACAGAUUUAAUUAUUGGUUUUGAAAAAACAGUGCUUAAAUUUAACACUUUUUUUUUUCUGCAUGAUUUUUAG